Molecule: messenger RNA, 1450 nt
Organism: Calypte anna (Anna's hummingbird)
Lineage: Eukaryota; Metazoa; Chordata; Aves; Apodiformes; Trochilidae
Gene: ECM1
Product: extracellular matrix protein 1
Exons: 6
Coding region: 50-1327 (425 amino acids)
Biological process (GO): regulation of bone mineralization; signal transduction
Cellular component (GO): extracellular region
Source: RefSeq, a predicted model, not a curated record
GGGGUGUCCCUGCUGUGACCCCCCCGUGGUACCAACCCCCCCCCUCACAAUGACAGUGGUGGCAGCACAGGGACAGCAGCUGGUGGACCAGGAGCCCCACGUGGAGCAGGUGCUGCAGGAGGAGCAGGACCCCCCCGUGCCCCCCGAUGUCCUGGAGGCCGCCGUGGCCGCCAGCUCCCUGUCCCCUUCCCCCCCCCCCCGGGUUUGGGCCGCGUCUCUCGAUGGGUUCCCCCCCGCCUGGCCCGUGGCCGCCAUCGUUACCCGGCACUGCCGGGACCCCCCGAGCUCCCCGGAGCCCCCCCGGGCUCUGCCCCCCAACGCCUUCGCUCACCUGAGGCGCCAGGAGGCGGCGCUGAGGGAGCUGCGGCCACGCCUGGAUCGGUGCUGCGGGAACCACAGCCCCGUGCCCUGCGCACAGAGAGCCUGGACCGCGGUUCUGGACGGGUUCUGCACGGAUGAAUUUGGGGUCAAAACGCGACAAUUCCACUGCUGCCACCACCGCGGGGCCGCGCGGCGCCGCUGCUUCGCCCGCAGCGCCCGGGAGAGCUCCGGGGGGGGCUCUGCCGGGGUCGUCACCCCCGGACCCUCCUCCAUUGUCACCUCCUGGGACCCCUGGGCCGCCCUCCCCUCUUUCCCCCCCGGGGAACCCACCCGCAAUAACCUCGGGAACAUCUGUGGGUUGUGGGGGCUGAGGCCGGGAACCCCCGGACCCACCGGGAACCUCCCCGGGACUCUCUCCCACCCCCGGGUGCGGCUCAGCCUCCGUCUGGAGAGGGAAUUCGGGAGGUGCUGCCGAAAUCAGAGCCUCCCCUGUGCCCAGCAGGCGUGGCGCCGGGCUCUGGACCGGUUCUGCCGGGACGUGGCCGGGGGUCCGGAGGAGCCCCACGAGUGCUGCCAGCUCGGGGGGGGGCGGUCCCGGUUCCGCUGCUUCGCCGCCGCCGCUCCCCACCCCCACUACGAUCGGGAGCUGCACAACAUCAGCCUGGUCCGGCCCAAACCCAAACUCCUCCGGACCCUCUGCGGACCCACUCGCCUCAUCCAUCCCAGGCCACCAAUCCCGGAGCUGGUGGGGGCUGUGAUCAGGGGGUGCUGCCCCCUGCCCCCCCACAACCAAAGCGCCUGCGCCCAGGAGGAGCUGUCCCAGGCCAUCACCACCCUCUGUGCCACCCCUGAGGACUCCUGGAGGGACCCCCGGGGCUGCUGCUCCUGGGGGGGCCCCGCCCGGCACCGCUGCUUUGACACCCACUACCUGGGGAGGGUGACCCUGGGGGCGGCCAUUGCCCCCCCACACACUGACACUGACACCCCCACCCCUGGGGGACACUAAAGGUCCCCGUGCCUCAGUUUCCCUGGUGGUGGGGGUGGACGUGGGGGGGGGUCUUUCAACCCCUGUGCCUCAGUUUCCCUGGAGUGUUGGGCUCUGCUUCUCUUCCCCCCCCCCACCUCAGUU